This is a messenger RNA of Acanthisitta chloris (rifleman), 1473 nucleotides long. RefSeq names its product cytochrome P450 2J6-like. The coding region runs from base 1 to 1473 and encodes 490 amino acids. The record is from RefSeq and is a predicted model, not a curated record. Gene Ontology annotation, molecular function: oxidoreductase activity, acting on paired donors, with incorporation or reduction of molecular oxygen, reduced flavin or flavoprotein as one donor, and incorporation of one atom of oxygen; heme binding; iron ion binding. Gene Ontology annotation, cellular component: cytoplasm; intracellular membrane-bounded organelle. Lineage: Eukaryota; Metazoa; Chordata; Aves; Passeriformes; Acanthisittidae. The transcript has 9 exons. Gene Ontology annotation, biological process: xenobiotic metabolic process; arachidonate metabolic process.
AUGGUAACAGUGAGUGGAGUGCUGGUGUUUUUUGUGGUGUUUCUGCUGUCUAUACAGUUUCUGAAAUUGCAAUGGAUGCGAAGAGGACUUCCUCCUGGACCAACUCCAUAUCCCUUCUUUGGAAACCUGCUGGAGAUGAACUUCAGAAUUCAUCACGAGCACCUUAAAAAGAUGGCCAAAAUUCAUGGUAAUAUCUUCACCUUGUGGCUUGCAGACAUUCCUGCAGUUGUCCUGCAAGGGUUUCAGGCAGUGAAGGAAGGUCUGACUGUCCAUGCUGAAGAUGUUGCUGGAAGGCCCCUGAUCAGCACCUUUCAAAUGCUGACACAUGGAAAUGGUGUUAUGUUCUCUAAUGGUCACAUCUGGAAGCAGCAAAGACGUUUUGGACUUACAACAAUGAGGAAAAUGGGAGUAGGGAGAAAAGAGCAGGAGUGUCGACUCCAAGAGGAGGUCUGUAACUUGGUGGAAUACCUACAGAAUAUGAAAGGAAAGCCUCUGGACCCCACAAUGCCUGUUGUCCAUACUGUUGCCAAUGUGAUCUUUUUGGUGAUUUUUGGACAUGGCUUCUCCAGAGAUGAUGAAGAUUUUCACCGCUUGAUUGAAUCCACUGACACUCUAGCAGAAUUUUUGAACAGCACCUUUUUUUUUGCAUAUGAACUCUCUCCAUGGUUUGCAAGUUAUUUCCUAUCACCAUUUAAAAAGGUCAUGUCAUGCACAGAUUUUAUGAAGGCUCUAGUAGCCAAGGAAAUUGAAAGCCACAAAGCAAAAGGAAGAAAAGAUGAAAAUCAAUAUUUUAUUGAUUACUAUUUGGAUAAGAUACAUAAAACUAAAGGAGAUGCUGAUGCAACUUAUGAUGAAGAAAACUUGAUCCAGACUAUUUUUGACCUCUUUGUAGCAGGUACAGAAACUACAGCCACCACUUUACGUUGGGCAUUGCUCUAUAUGGUGCUUUAUCCUGACGUUCAAGAGAAAGUCCAGAAGGAGCUGGAUGCUGUUCUGGGUUGUUCCCGUGUAAUUUCCUAUGAGGACAGAAAAAAGUUGCCCUAUACAAACGCUGUAGUUCACGAGAUUCAGCGAUACAGUAAUAUACUCUUAAUUGCACUUCCCAGACAGAGUGUGAAGGACACGGAGCUGCUGGGAUAUCGUAUUCCAAAGAACACGAUUAUUUUAUCGAAUAUUGACUCUGUUCUGUCUGAUCCUGAAAAAUGGGAGACCCCCAAUCAGUUCAACCCAGGCCACUUUCUGGAUAAAGAUGGAAACUUUGUAAACAGAGAAGCAUUCUUACCAUUUGCAAUAGGGCAUCGUGUGUGUAUGGGGGAGCUGCUGGCAAGGAUGGAGCUGUUCAUUUUCUUUUCCACCCUGCUACAGGCAUUCAGGUUCACCCUGCCAGAAGGAGUGAAGGAAGUCAACACCAAGUUUGUUUUUGGGGCCACAAUGAAGCCACCUCCCUACAAGCUCUGUGCCAUUCCUCGAUAG